AUGCCCGUUUCCCACAUCGGUCUCACUGUCUCUCAUCUGCCAACCUCGAGCUCGUUCUUCCUGUCGGCGCUGCAGUCGCUGGGCUACCGCUACAUCGGCCAGCAGGGCAACCAGGUGGGCUUUGGCAUCGACGACGCCGACUUCUUCCUGUGCCAGGAAACUCCGGGUGUCAAGGCCGGCGCCGCCCACAUUGCCUUUUCCGCGCCCAGUCGCACCGCCGUCAGAGAGUUUUAUACCGCUGCCCUGACCGCCGGUGGUCGUCCCCAUGGUCCUCCUGCCUGCCGCAACGCCGACACGGGCUACUUCAACGCCGCCGUCCUCGACUUUGACGGCAACAGCAUCGAGGCCGUGUACCGCCCCGACGAGGAGUCUGCCUCUGACCAGUCUGCUGGCCGGAGCCGCGUGCUCGACUGGCGCGACGACGUGGCCGACACGCUGACCGAGGCGGAGAGUAUCGAGAGACGCACCUCGACCGCAUCGUCGAUAUCGUCCAUGACGUCUGUGGCCAAGAAGGCCCUCACCGUCGUCUCCGCGUCUGCUGGCUCCGCGGCGAGCAAAGCGACGACAUCUACACCCUCACCCUCACCACCACCACCAGCAUCACCCCCAGUAGAAACCGCCCUUACAACUACUCCUCCCCCAGCCCUGCUCAUCCGCACCACAAGCACCGACAGCAGCGCCUCCAAGACCCUCAUCGGCACCCUCCUCGGCGCCGCCGCCGGAGCCGCAGUCGCAUACGCAAUGUGCAGAGGCGAAGAAGACGGCGCCCGCGCCGAAGCCCUCGCCUACGCCGCUUCCCAGUCCUCCUCCCAGCGCAAGCCCUCCCUCGUCGCCCCGGACUCCUCGCCCUCGCCCGCGCGCCGCAACUUCAGCGUCACAGAAUCAGCAUACAGUUCGCCCGCACACAGACACGAGCUCGACGUCCGCGCCAUCGAGGCUCCUCCUCCGCCGCCGCAUUCCCACGCUCAGAGCCGCUUCUACCAUAACCACAGCCCUCAUCCGCCUCCGUAUGAGACCUCGACAGAUGCCCGGCUCGCGCAGUUUAGCUCGUACAUGUAUGUUGCGCCCACGCGCGCCUCGUUUCGCCAUUCUGCCGGUGCGUCGACGUCUGGGUCGUCGACUGUUAGACCGGCGGCCACGGCAGCGUCACAGCGGCCGGAGAGUCGUGCGCCGACGCUGAUAUCGAGCUUUGUGCCUGAGCAAUCCUCUCGCUCGGCGCUGCUGCUUGCUGUGCCUGGGGGUGGGGAUGGAGACGAUGAUGCAAGGAGUCGUGCGUCGUCGCAUCGGUCGAGUAGGUCGAGGCGUGAGGGCGAGGGCGCGAGUAAAGCGCCGUCUGCUGCUCCAUCUAAGGCCCCCUCGAAGACACCCUCGAAAACACCCUCGAAAACCCCCUCCCACCACUCCACGCCCGCAAAAUCCUACCUCGAAGUCGAAGUCAUAACCGACCCCGUCAUAUCCACAACAUCCACCUCCACCCCUCCCCCGGCCGCCAACACGACCAUAACAGCAACAACCCCCAUCCCCACCCUCAUCGGCCCCCAAGACCUCGAGCUCUCAGACCUCGACAUCGACGACGCCACCGUCGUCCCCUCAGACUCCAUCUCCCAGGCCGGCUCGUCCUCGCGACACUCCCGCCAUUCGCGCUCAAGCCGGCGGUCAAAGUCCAGCUCGAAACACGGCUCGAAACACAGCACUCACAAAACCGAAACCGCCACCGAAACCGCAAAAAGCUCCCACCCAACCCUCCACGCCCGCGCCGAAACCCUCCUCGACGACGUAAAAACAAUCUUCUCGCGCCACCACUCCGUCGCGCUGCGCCCUCGCCGCGACUCGCACCAUCAGGAUCCUCCCCCCGAAACCGCGAGUACACAUUCACACCAUUCCCACCGCUCGCGCCACAGCCAUGGCAGCACACACUCGCACCGCUCGUCCAAAUCCUCGAAAUCGAAAUCCUCCUCUUCUUCCUCCCAUAAAUCUAAACACAAAGACGCAGAUGCAGACGCAGAAAUAGCGGAAAUAGUGGAUGCGGUUGAGCAGAUACCGGUUAUUCGCCGUGCGGAACAUGGCUCGAAGGCGGGGAGUGAGGCGGGGAGUACGGGGACGGUGCGGAGGUUGGUUGCUGUGAAGGAUGAUGCUGGGGCGGGGAUGCUGCCUGUGAGGGGGAUUACGAGGAGUAUGGUUGAUGGUGGGGAUGGGGGGAGUAAGGGGAGUAAGGGGAGUAGGGCGGGGAGUAGUAAAGGGGGGAGUAGGGCGGGGAGGAGUGUUGCUACUGUUGUUGUUUGA
Molecule: messenger RNA, 2283 nt
Organism: Pseudovirgaria hyperparasitica
Lineage: Eukaryota; Fungi; Ascomycota; Dothideomycetes; Acrospermales; Acrospermaceae
Exons: 2
Coding region: 1-2283 (760 amino acids)
Source: RefSeq, a predicted model, not a curated record